ACCAUCGAAACCUUGUCAAAAACAACGCAUGCUUAGGGUAUGAGACCGGCAGAUAUAAAUAUCACACACACGGCACGUAGAAGUUGCUUCGGUCAUCCCUCUCAUCUCUUUGGUUCAGCACUAUGGUCAAUGUUGCGGGCCUUCUCGCCAGCUCUUGGCUCCUAUCUGGGGCUUAUGCAGCAAGCUCCUCUACGAGUGCAUCUUACUCUCAGUUUACUAUCCCUACCGCCGCAGACGUCGGCGCGAAUCUGAUUGCCAACAUCGACGACCACGAAGCUGUCAACGCUCAAUCAGUCUGUCCUGGCUACAGGGCUUCCAAUGUACAUCAAUCAUCCAAGGGCUUCACGGCUACUCUGCGGUUGGCAGGAAAACCGUGCAAUGCCUAUGGGAUUGAUGUGGACUCAUUGGACCUCUUGGUAGAGUACCAGGCUAAGGACCGGUUGAAUGUCUACAUCGUGCCCAGCCAUGUUGAUUCGUCGAAUGCCUCGUGGUAUUUCCUCAAUGAGGACGUUGUUCCCCGACCUAAGGCCUCUCCCAGUGCGUCUGCUGCGCAUGGUGAUUUGGCCUUAGAGUGGUCCAACGAGCCAUCCUUCAACUUCAAAGUUACCCGGAAGGCGACCGGUGAUGUGCUUUUCAACACACAAGGCUCGGUUCUGGUGUAUGAGAACCAGUUUAUCGAAUUUGUGACUUCUCUGCCAGAGGACUACAAUAUCUACGGUCUUGGGGAGCAUUUCCAACAACUCCGGAUUUUGCAUAAUGCCACUCUGACUGCGUAUGGGUCUGAUAAUGGUAACCCGAUUGACUCGAACCUCUACGGCAGUCACCCCUUUUAUCUGGACACCCGAUAUUUCGAGAAGAGCAAGAACGGCUCCCUCGCUCCCGUCAAGGCUUCCGAAGCCGACCCCAAGAAGGAAUAUGAUUCCUUCUCGCACGGCGUGUUCCUGCGAAAUGCCCACGGUCUGGAAACAGUUACGCAGCCACAAAACUUGACUUGGCGAACACUGGGCGGAAGUAUCGACCUGACCUUCUACUCCGGUCCUAGCCAGGUUGAGGUCACCAAGAACUACCAGGUCAGCACCGUUGGACUGCCUGCCAUGCAGCAGUACAAUACACUGGGUUACCAUCAGUGUCGCUGGGGAUAUACCGGCUGGACUGAUCUGGAGAAUGUGAUUGCGGAUUUCGAGAAAUUUGAGAUUCCUGUGGAAUAUAUUUGGGUUGAUAUCGAUUACAUGCACGGAUACCGUGACUUCGACAACGAAAAGACCAACUGGUCCUACGAAGAAGGCGAGAAGUUCCUCGACAAGUUACACGCCGGUGGCCGUCGCUUCGUCCCUCUCGUCGAUUCUGCUCUCUACAUCCCCAACCCCGACAAUACAUCUGAUGCCUACCCAACCUACGACCGUGGCGCAGCAGAUGACCUCUUCCUCAAAAACCCCGACGGCAGCCUUUAUAUCGGCUCCGUCUGGCCCGGCUACACCGUCUUCCCUGACUGGCACCACCCCAAAGCCGGCAACUUCUGGGCCAACGAGCUAUCCCUCUGGCACGAAAAGGUCGCCUACGACGGCAUGUGGAUCGAUAUGGGCGAAUUCUCAUCCUUUUGCGUUGGAAGCUGCGGAACGGACAAUCUGCACCUCAACCCUGCGCACCCGCCGUUCGCUCUUCCCGGUGAACCGGGUAACGUGGACUAUAACUACCCCGAGGGCUUCAGCAAGAGUAACGCCAGCGAAGCGGCCUCUGCAUCGUCAGCUGCUGCUUCGCAAUCUGCCGCAGGCUCAACAGCCACCACCUCCUCGUCAACGACCCAAUCCUACCUCCGCAGCACACCCACCCCAGACCGCAACAUCAACCACCCUCCCUACGUGCUCAACAACGUCCAACCAGGUCAUGACCUCGCCGUCCAUGCCAUCUCCCCCAACGCAACACACAUCGAUAACAUCCUCGAAUACGACGUCCACAACCUCAACGGCCACCAAAUCCUUAACGCAACAUACUCCGGCCUGCUCCAGGUCUUCCCCCAGAAACGCCCCUUCAUCCUCGGCCGCGCGACGUUCGCAGGAUCAGGCAAAUAUGCAGCGCACUGGGGCGGAGACAAUAAUUCCAAAUGGGCGGAUAUGUUCUUCUCCAUUUCCCAGGCGCUUUCGUUCUCGUUGUUCGGUAUACCCAUGUUCGGCGUGGACACGUGCGGAUUUUCCGGGAACACGGACGAAGAACUAUGCAACAGAUGGAUGCAAAUGUCCGCGUUCUUCCCGUUCUAUAGAAACCACAACGUCAUCAAGUCUCUCCCCCAGGAACCGUACCGCUGGGAAUCCGUCACCGCCGCGACUAAGAAAGCAAUGUCUAUCCGCUACUCCAUUCUACCCUACAUGUACACGCUCUUCCACUCCGCACAUACAACAGGCUCCACAGUGCUCCGGGCACUGGCUUGGGAAUUUCCAACAGAACCGCACCUCGCCUCCGUCGAUACGCAGUUCCUGCUCGGUCCAGAUGUCAUGGUCAUUCCCGUUCUCGAACCGGGCGUUGAUAGCGUCAAGGGUGUUUUUCCUGGUCUUGCGGUUGGGCAAGUCUGGUAUGACUGGUACUCGCAGACACCCGUGAACGCGGAAGCAGGAGUCAAUACGACCAUUCCUGCGCCCUUAGGCCAUAUACCUGUAUAUAUCCGUGGGGGUAGUAUCUUGCCUAUGCAGGAACCUGCGUUGACGACGCGAGAUGCGAGGAAGACGGAUUGGAGUCUGAUUGUUGCUACUAGUCGUAAUGGGACUGCUAAGGGAGAACUGUAUCUUGAUGAUGGGGAGAGUUUAAUUCCCAAUGCUACGAAGCUCGUUGACUUCAGAGCGACUUCCAACGGUUUACGUGCUGCUGUGCGCGGUUCGUGGGAGGAGAAGAAUCCGCUGGCGAAUGUCACUGUUCUUGGUGUGAAGGAGCCGAAGGACGUUGUGUUUAAUGGGAAGGUGGUUGAUGAGGAAGCGAUUAAGUAUAAUGCUACCUCGAAGGUACUUAGCAUUACUGGACUACAACAGUUGACAGAAGAAGGCGCUUUUGAGAGGAGUUGGGUUCUCAAGUGGGCUUAACUCGAUUAUGAAUGUUUAGUCUCGAUGUACACCUGAUAUGAAAUGAAUACGUGUUCGAAUGUAGUAUCAUCGCAUUGAAGUCUAUAUGAAAGCACCAACAAACGUCCGAAACCCCGGGGCUCAGCUCUACUAAUGGGGCCCAUCUAGACA
Messenger RNA from Aspergillus ruber CBS 135680, 3218 nucleotides. Its product is annotated as glycoside hydrolase family 31 protein. The record is from RefSeq and is a predicted model, not a curated record. NCBI's taxonomy places the organism in Eukaryota, Fungi, Ascomycota, Eurotiomycetes, Eurotiales, Aspergillaceae. Gene Ontology annotation, biological process: carbohydrate metabolic process. The transcript is spliced from 4 exons. The coding region runs from base 123 to 3068 and encodes 981 amino acids. Gene Ontology annotation, molecular function: hydrolase activity, hydrolyzing O-glycosyl compounds; carbohydrate binding.